AUGGGUGAAGAUUCUGACAGUAUCAACUCGCUUAAGCGGACCAUAUCCGUGGAGAACAUUGUUCCGAAGCUCACGUCGGUAUUCAAGAAGAGAAAGAGAGCCCACACUGAUGUUUCGGAUAUACUGCUGGAAGAGGAACAUGUGAAAGUCGAAGGAGUGAAGAAGCGGAAGAUCAAAACUCAGGCAGAGGAAGACUUUGAUAAGCAAGAGAUUGAGUAUGAUAACGAAUUACCUGAAGAGUAUCGGAAGUAUCGUCCUCGGGGAUUUAGAUUCAAUAUCCCCCCAAUUGACCGACCAAUCAGAAUCUAUGCUGAUGGGGUCUUUGAUUUGUUCCACUUGGGACACAUGAAACAAUUGGAACAAGCCAAAAAGUCGUUUAAGAAUGUCGAAUUAGUCUGUGGAAUCCCCAGUGACAUUGAGACCCAUAAACGGAAGGGGUUGACGGUAUUAUCCGACAAGCAACGAUGUGAAACGUUGAUGCAUUGCCGAUGGGUUGAUGAAGUGAUUCCCAAUGCUCCAUGGUGUGUUACGCCUGAGUUCCUUGUGGAACAUAAGAUCGACUACGUUGCCCAUGAUGAUCUCCCCUAUGCCCUGGGAGAUUCUGACGACAUUUAUAGACCAAUCAAAGUGAUGGGGAAAUUCUUAACCACCCAAAGAACAGAUGGGAUUCUGACUUCAGAUAUUAUCACCAAAAUCAUCAGAGACUAUGACAAAUAUCUCAUGAGAAACUUUGCUAGAGGAGCCACCAGGAAGGAAUUGAAUGUUUCAUGGUUGAAGAAGAAUGAAUUGGAGAUCAAGAAACAAUUCAAAGACUUUAGAACUUAUGUUUUAAAGAAUAAAGAGAAUUUCAACAAUGUUUCCAAAGAUCUAUACUUUGAAGUAAGAGAAUAUAUGAAGAGAUCUCGCAGAAGUCCCAAUAGUUCUGCUGCUUCUUCAUUGAGAGAAUCAACUCCAAGUAUAAGUGAUUCGGAAGAUAGUCGGUCUCCAUUGUUCGAGUUUGCUUCGAAAUAUGUGGGCAACGAUAAUAAGGAAAUGAACAAACGGUCUAUCCUUAGUAAUGUUAAAGAUUGGAUUAAAGGUGAUGAGCUGGAAUAUUCAACCAAUGAUGAAAGUGAACCGGAACUGAAGAUUCCUGUACGGAAACUUAGAAAGAAGAGUUCCCAAUUGUCUGAUCCAUAA
Lizanozyma spartinae is the source of this 1179-nucleotide messenger RNA. RefSeq names its product choline-phosphate cytidylyltransferase (gene PCT1). Gene Ontology annotation, molecular function: phosphatidylcholine binding; choline-phosphate cytidylyltransferase activity. Gene Ontology annotation, biological process: CDP-choline pathway. Gene Ontology annotation, cellular component: nuclear envelope. The coding region runs from base 1 to 1179 and encodes 392 amino acids. NCBI's taxonomy places the organism in Eukaryota, Fungi, Ascomycota, Pichiomycetes, Serinales, Debaryomycetaceae. The transcript has a single exon. The record is from RefSeq and is a predicted model, not a curated record.